Molecule: messenger RNA, 801 nt
Organism: Neurospora crassa OR74A
Lineage: Eukaryota; Fungi; Ascomycota; Sordariomycetes; Sordariales; Sordariaceae
Product: chitin deacetylase
Exons: 1
Coding region: 1-801 (266 amino acids)
Biological process (GO): carbohydrate metabolic process
Molecular function (GO): hydrolase activity, acting on carbon-nitrogen (but not peptide) bonds
Source: RefSeq, a predicted model, not a curated record
AUGAUAAAUAGAAGUCCUCCAUCCCGGGAGUUGUACCCUGACAACAACAACAACGGGCCUGACAAUCACCAUCCCAACCAGGACACCUCGUCCUCGUCAUCCUCAUCGUACCUCCUCCACCGAGCAGUGCCCACCGGCCAGGUAAUCACCCACUGCACAACCCCCGGCAUCGUCGCCCUCACCUUUGACGACGGGCCCUACAUCUACACCAGCCAGCUCCUCGACACGCUAGCCUCCUACUCGCCCCCCAUCCGCGCCACCUUCUUUGUCAACGGCGCCAACUGGGUCUCGGGCAUCGACGACGAAUCCACGCCUUACCCAUCCAUCCUCCGUCGCAUGCUCAGCGAGGGGCACCAGAUCGCUUCGCACACUUGGUCCCACUUGGACUUGACCACGGCCACAACAGCGCAGCGCGUCGAGCAAGUCACCAAACUCGAGGAUGUGCUGCAAAGAGUGGUGGGGAUCAAGCCGAGAUACAUCCGUCCGCCGUAUGCGACUUGCGAGAACGGAUGUUUGGAGGAUCUCGAGGGGAUGGGGUUGCAUGUUGUCAACUUUGAUGUGGAUACCAAAGAUUACGAGAAUGAUAGCCAGGCGGGGAUUCAGGUGUCAGUGGACAAGUUCAAUAACGAGCUGGGAAGUAAUCCGCAGACGGACUCGGCGAUUGUCUUGAGUCAUGAUGUGCAUCGGUGGACGGUGGAGAGGUUGGUGGGGGAGAUGGUGGCCACCCUAAGAGCGAGGGGGUUUGGGACGGGCACCGUGGGCGAGUGCUUGGGAGAUCCCCAGAGUGGGUGGUAUGCUUAG